Messenger RNA from Notothenia coriiceps (black rockcod), 2101 nucleotides. RefSeq names its product nuclear receptor subfamily 2, group E, member 1 (gene nr2e1). The coding region runs from base 388 to 1575 and encodes 395 amino acids. The record is from RefSeq and is a predicted model, not a curated record. Gene Ontology annotation, biological process: regulation of DNA-templated transcription. Gene Ontology annotation, molecular function: sequence-specific DNA binding; DNA-binding transcription factor activity; zinc ion binding. The transcript is spliced from 9 exons. Lineage: Eukaryota; Metazoa; Chordata; Actinopteri; Perciformes; Nototheniidae.
AUAUCCGAAAUCAAGAUUUGUUUCUGCUUUCACACCGGUGUUGUGCUCCAGGCUGCGUUUCUCCAAAUCCAACUUUAUGCAUCGGCUCUCGCUCGCAGAUCUGGAGGGCUGCCGCCGUGAACAGGUCGCUGCAGUCCGGGGGACCCUGCGUAUCAGAGGCAAAGAUUGACCGAAACAAUGUUCAACCGUGGGUCAUAAUUCUGGCUCUUCGACCGGAGAUCUACUCUGUCAAGUUUGGCAACUCGGGACAUAGACUUGCCGAUCUCAUCGCCGCUGGCAAAGACUUACAGGAAAGUGCUGCGGUUUCACGAGUUUUUUUUGGCAGCAACAACAAGAAGAGAACGAGGACAUUUUUCAUUCUAAACUUUAUUAUUAAAUCGAGUGUCCAUGAUGAGCAAACCCGCAGGCUCAACAAGUGGCUGCCUGGAUAUUCUGAAUGUCAAAUCAAGUCGAAUACUGGACAUCCCAUGCAAAGUGUGUGGUGACCGCAGCUCAGGGAAACACUACGGUGUUUACGCCUGUGACGGCUGCUCGGGAUUCUUCAAGAGGAGCAUCCGCAGAAACAGGACAUACGUCUGUAAAUCUGGCUCUCAGGGUGGCUGUCCCGUGGACAAAACUCACAGAAACCAGUGCAGAGCGUGCCGGUUGAAAAAGUGUCUCGAUGUGAACAUGAAUAAAGACGCCGUUCAACACGAGAGGGGGCCCCGGACGUCUACCAUCCGCAAACAGGUCGCCCUAUAUUUCCGGGGGCACAAAGAGGUAAACGGAUCGACCCAUUUCCCGGGAUCCUCUCUGUCUGGCCCUCCCUUCUUUACCACGGUCACGCAACUGGAUCCUCACAACCUGGAUAUGAGCGCAGCAAACACACCGGAGAGACAGGCCCUGGUGGGUCUGGCACAACCCACUCCGAAGUACCCCCAUGAAGUCAGUGGCACCCCCAUGUACCUCUACGAAGUGGCGACAGAGUCUGUGUGUGAGUCAGCAGCGCGCCUCCUCUUCAUGAGCAUCAAGUGGGCAAAGAGUGUUCCCGCAUUCUCCACCCUUCCUUUAUCAGACCAGCUGAUUCUGUUGGAGGACGCUUGGAGGGAAUUAUUUGUUCUGGGCAUCGCGCAGUGGGCCAUUCCUGUGGACUCCUCUACUCUUCUAGCCGUUUCUGGAAUGAACACCGAAAACACAGAGUCUCAGCGGAUGAAUAAGAUCAUUUCUGAGAUACAAGCACUUCAAGAGGUGGUCACCCGAUUCAGGCACAUGCGUCUGGAUGCAACAGAGUUCGCCUGUUUGAAAUGCAUCGUGACUUUUAAAGCCGUUCCUACGCAUGGCAACACUGAGUUAAGAAGUUUCCGCAACGCCAGCGCCAUCGCUGCACUACAAGACGAGGCACAGCUCACCCUCAACAGUUACAUACACACCAGGUACCCGACCCAGCCGUGUCGCUUCGGGAAGCUGCUUCUGCUCUUGCCGGCUCUCCGCUCGGUGGGCCCGUCCACCAUCGAGGAGGUGUUCUUCAAGAAGACCAUCGGCAACGUGCCCAUCACCCGGCUCCUCUCCGACAUGUACAAGUCCAGCGAUAUAUGAAUUCUCGCCACCUGGAAAAAAUACUUGAGCUAAAAAGGCCCAGAGAGACCCACCAGCAGGCGACAGAAAUCCAAUCAUAGCAGGUGUAACCGUGGGUUGAAUUAUUGCUGAGCACACAAUCUCUUAGGCCGUCUUAAAAUAGCCUGUUUAGGCUUAUAGGCUCCUUUGAAACAAAGACUGCAACACAGCCGGAACUCACUAAGUAGCCUGUUAACAGUUGCUCUAGUUAAGAAUUAGCCAGUAACUUUCAUUGUAGAAUUACCUGUUUGAUACUGCAGCCUGCAGUGUUCAAGACUCCGGAGGAAGAGCACCUGCCAAGUACUGACAAAGAAAUAUUAUAUAUAAAGACGUUUUUUGAGUGUCUGUGAGACCAAUGAGCUUGAUGACCAAUUCAGUAUUUUAUUGCUGUGAUCAAUCCCAAUGGAGGAAACCAAAAAAUAAAAUACAAAAAUAAAAUGAAGCAUGUGAAUCGCUGUCCCUCCGAUCUGGUGCUGAAACCAAACGCAUGGUGGAAGAGGCGCCAACU